Messenger RNA from Penaeus indicus, 1761 nucleotides. RefSeq lists its product as uncharacterized. Bases 67 to 1761 code for a protein of 564 amino acids. Lineage: Eukaryota; Metazoa; Arthropoda; Malacostraca; Decapoda; Penaeidae. The record is from RefSeq and is a predicted model, not a curated record. Gene Ontology annotation, cellular component: extracellular region. The transcript is spliced from 3 exons. Gene Ontology annotation, molecular function: chitin binding.
CUCCUCGUCUCUGGAAAUAUUCUCUAACCUUUGCUCGUCUUCCAGAUAUUGUUCUGAGGAGUAACCAUGAGAAUAGCCAUCUUGUUCGGUCUGGUGGCCAUUGCAUCGGCCGAGGUAUUGCCAUCCACCUCCUAUGGAGCCCCGGACGGAGGAUUCUCAAACGGUUUUGGAGCUCUCAACGGAGCCUCAAACAACGGUUUUGGUGCCCCAAGUAAUGGUUACUCUGCACCAAGCAACACCUAUGGCACGCCCAACGGCGCCUACGGAGUAGACCCUGAGAUUGCCGCUUUGUCCGAGAACAUUCCCGGGGGCGGCGUCCCCGGCGAGGACUACCCCAUCUUGGCUUCCGUGCCCGACACCGGCUUCUCCUGCGAUGCCGUAGCGGUGCAAGGUUAUUACGCCGACACUGCAGCUGAAGCCGGCUGCCAGGUGUUCCAUAUCUGCCAGGACCGCGCCCUCAGGCGCCAACAGGACUCGUUCCUGUGCCCCAACGGUACCAUCUUCAACCAGCAGUACCUGGUAUGUGACUGGUGGUUCAACGUGGACUGUUCUCAAGCUGAGAGCUUCUACUCCGUCAACGAACUCAUCGGAGUCGUUCCCGACGCCGCCACCAAUGGAAACAGAUAUCGCUCAAAUGGCAACGGCGUCAGUGCUAAUGGCAACGGCAACGGAGUCUCCAAUGGCAAUGGCAGGAACGGCUAUGCUGCUAAUGGCAAUGGAGCGAACGGUGCCAAUGGAAAUGGUCUCAACGGCAAUGGGUAUGGAAGAAGCUCACUCACUGGCAAUGGAAAUGGAAACGGAUAUAACGGCAAUGGUGCAAAUGGUAAUGGCAACGGCAAUGGUGUAAACGGUAAUGGCAACGGCAAUGGUGUUAACGGCAACGGAAACGGAUACAACGGCAAUGGUGUAAACGGUAAUGGAAGAAGUGCCCUAAAUGGCAAUGGAAACGGGUACAAUGGUAAUGGCAACGGCAAUGGUGCAAAUGGCAACGGAAACGGAUACAGUCGCAAUGGCGCAAAUGGGAACGGGAAUGGUGUUAAUGGCAACGGAAACGGAUACAAUGGCAAUGGUGCAAAUGGCAACGGCAAUGGCGCUAAUGGCAACGGAAACGGAUACAAGGGCAACGGAAACGGAUACAAUGGCAACGGUGCAAAUGGCAACGGCAAUGGCGCUAAUGGCAACGGAAACGGAUACAAUGGCAACGGAAACGGAUACAAUGGCAACGGUGCAAAUGGCAACGGCAAUGGCGCUAAUGGCAACGGAAACGGAUACAAUGGCAAUGGUGCAAAUGGCAACGGCAAUGGCGCUAAUGGCAACGGAAACGGAUACAAUGGCAACGGAAACGGAUACAAUGGCAACGGUGCAAAUGGCAACGGCAAUGGCGCUAAUGGCAACGGAAACGGAUACAAUGGCAACGGUGCAAAUGGCAACGGCAAUGGCGCUAAUGGCAACGGAAACGGAUACAAUGGCAACGGUGCAAAUGGCAACGGCAAUGGCGCUAAUGGCAACGGAAACGGAUACAAUGGCAACGGUGCAAAUGGUAACGGCAAUGGAAGAAGUGCCCUGAAUGGCAACGGAAACGGAUACAACGGCAAUGGAAAUGGCGUUAAUGGAAGCGGCAAUGGUGCUAAUGGCAAGCUCAACGGCAAUGGAAGAAGCGGUCUGAAUGGCAACGGCAAUGGCAACGGCGCCUCACCCUUGCCCCCCAGCACCAACGGCGUCGCCAGCGCCCCCUCGGCCUCCUACGGCGCCCCCCUCUGA